CCGGUCCAAUACCGGACCGGUCCGAUCCUGACAACUGAUCCCCCUUCUGUCGGCUAUAAAGCUAUCGGUGGAGGCCGAGGCGGAGACGGCGACGGGACGGUGGCGGUGACCAAUGGCGACGGUGGGCUUUCUGGAAGACGAGAACCUCGAGGCGAUCAUCACCCGGAUCGAGCACAAGUCCCGCAAGAUCGAAAGCUUGCUUAAGCAAUCUAAGCCGGUGGAGGCGCUUAAGACGGCGUUGGAGGGUUCACUCUUGAAAACCAAAGAUGAGAGGUGCAAGUCGGCGAAUUGGAUAGUGGUGCAUCGGGCGAUCAUGGCUAUCAAGGAUGUGGAUGCGAUGUUCUCUUCCUUGGAUCCCGAGUAUUACGACAUUCUCAUGAAGUAUUUAUAUAGAGGCUUAGCAACUGGAGAUCGACCUACAUGUGACCAGUGCCUCAAGAUCCAUGAGAAGCUGACAGAGAAAGCAGGGUUGGGUUGUAUUCUUCGCUCCUUAGCUGACACCAUUAAUACUGUGUAAGCUUCACACAAAAGCAGCAACCUUGUUCUUGUGACACUUAUUCGCUUACCACAAAUGAGUGACAUUAGCAAAGCGCUGUCUUGAGUUCGUUUCCGACAGAGCUCCAUGUGUUGGCUUCAUCAUAUCUUCAUGCUAUUUUAGUUGAUUCAUAACCAAGUUGUUACACGCACGUGCCCACGCACGCGCGAACACUCACAGGCGCACACACGGUUCUGAUGGUUCUGCCAAGCCAAAGCCGUUCGCCUUGAAUCCUAAUCCUUCCUUCCUUAGCGUUGCACCUGGGCUCGCCCUGGCGGCUGAAGCUCCUGUGCACACUGCCGCCGAAGCUGAAGAACGUGUGCUACCGCCACCGUGCGCGUGCCCUGGUGGAGGCGCAGCGCGUGCUCACCGACUACCUCCACGGCACGCGCGCCCUCCCCUUCUUCCACUUCGACUACAUCGCCUCCCACUCCCCCUUCGCCCUCUCCGCGUUCGUCGCCCAGGUCCCCUUACCCCCGGACGCCGCCGUUGACUACCUCAGAUGCACCCUCACCCGUUUCCUCCCCUACCACCCCGUCAACGAGUUCGAGUUCUUCUUCGAGAGCAUCGGCCUCCCGGCCUCCUCCUGCGCCGCCGCCUCCUCCUCCCGCAGCAUCUUCCUUUCAGACGACGCCCCUCUCCUCGCCGCCGUUUCCGCCCUCAUUCACUUCGGCUUCCCCUGGACCAAGCUCGGCCUCCUUUACCGCGAGAAGUCCUCCAUCUUCUCAUCCGUCCCCAGCUGCCUUGUCGCUCGGCUGCGCGACCUUGAGGCCCGCGGCUUCCACCGGGUCUGCGUCAUCGGCAUCUGCCUCGCGUUCCCUACCGCGAUGACUGUUGAUGCUGAGCCCGGCGGGGAAAUUGAUCGCUUGCUCCAGGAUCUGAGAACGGUCUUUGUGGACUUCAGUCUGGCCGAGAGCGUGCCCGAGGACAAUGUUGAUGUGUUCCUUCAGAUUUGCAGGAGGAUUCGAGUGUUCUACGAUCUUGGUUCCAGCAGGGGGACAAUGGGCGAGCUGAUGGGCAUGAACCGAAGGAUUUUCUUGGAACUGGAUGAGGAAGCCAUCGCACAGAAGUUGAAGUUCUUCAUCAAGCUAGGUAUGGAGGAAGAGAAAGUUGGGCCCUUUAUUCUGGGAUGCCCAGAUAUUUUGGAUUUUGAUUUGGAAAACCCUAUCAUCGCAAUGCCAGAGUAUCUGAAACGUGUUGGAUUAGCUAAAAUGAAGUUAUUCUGCUGCCUCAGAGGUAUCCAUAUGUAUUGGGCAAAAAUAAAUUGGGGAAUUUGCCAGGAAUCAUCCGUGCCAUGAACCUGCACAAGUGGUUCUUAAGCAGGAUUUUGGAUGGGAAUCACCAUUACCUUUCAUCUUCUUUGGUUUCUGCUACAUCACCUGAUACCGAAUUGGAGAGCAAAUUUCUACAAGGUUUGGAGAGGGUAAAAUGUGGAAGGAGUAGUCUGUGGAUAACAAGCUCAAAUUCUUGCUAGGUAUUGGACUUGGGCAGAAUAAGGCCACUGUUAGAUGCCUUUUACUGAUGUACAGCACAAGUGGCCAAUUGCAGGAGCGCUUUGAUUGCCUCCUUGAGAUGGGUAUCGAGUACUCCACGCUAUGUAAGAGGAUAAGCAUGGUUCCUAAAUUACUUAACCAAAGCAAAGAGAUGCUUUAUGAGAAGGUGAAUUUCCUUUGCAAUGACGUGGGUUGUUCCUUGGACUGCCUUGAUAGUUAUCCGGCUUUUCUUUGUUUUGACCUGGAGAAUAGGAUCAAGCCAAGAUAUAAGAUGCUAAAAUGGCUUAAAGAACAUGGCUUGCUCAAGAAGCUUUUUUCCCCCAUUAGUGUCCUUGCUAGAUCUGAGAAGAGCUUCAUGAUUAACCUCUAUAGUGCCCAUCCAGCAGCUCCUAAGCAAUGGUUGGAAUGCUUCUCCGGCUAGCACUGUUCAAGAUCUCACCUCAUUGGUGCAAUUUUAUUCAUAAGCAUUAAGGUGAUUCCAAACCUCUGAAUUUGAUUUUUUGCAUCUCUUUUCAGUUGUAGAUGUAGAUUGCUGUAUUCAACUGUUAAAAGUAUCUUGGGACGCAAGUUUCAGGUUGUAACCCUGCCAACUGAUGCAGAGUGAUUCUUCAGCACUAGCAUCUCGAGACCAAGUCUUGGCUGUUGUUAUUCUAGUUAAGAUGGAAAGAUUUGCACAUGAAUCAGGGAACUUUGGUCUUUAAUGCUUCAUAUCAACUUUUAUUCACCAAAAUUUGUAAUUGAUAUAUUGUCCCUGUAUAGGAUUUACUAAAAGAGGGAAAAUUGUUUUGUUGGUUGCUGGUCUCUCCUUUUAACUGAUUGUUUGUAUAGAUUUGACAUUCUUCUUAGCGUGAUACACUGAACUGAAAGUGGUGCUCA
This is a messenger RNA of Musa acuminata AAA Group (dessert banana), 2904 nucleotides long. Its product is annotated as actin-related protein 2/3 complex subunit 5A-like. Gene Ontology annotation, biological process: Arp2/3 complex-mediated actin nucleation; regulation of actin filament polymerization. Gene Ontology annotation, cellular component: actin cytoskeleton; Arp2/3 protein complex; cytoplasm. Bases 113 to 517 code for a protein of 134 amino acids. Lineage: Eukaryota; Viridiplantae; Streptophyta; Magnoliopsida; Zingiberales; Musaceae. Gene Ontology annotation, molecular function: actin filament binding. The record is from RefSeq and is a predicted model, not a curated record. The transcript has 4 exons.